AUGCGAGUUGAGGGACGAGCUGUGGCACCGGCGGACGGGGAACCGGUGGUGCCUUGUGCCCAAGGUCGCAUCAUCGUGGAGACUGCGAGGCCGGCGCCGCCACAUUUUGCUACUUGCUCCGGCUAUCGCAGGCCGCUUCUCAGCCGCACUUCGAACGAAGUAUCGAUUAGCGAUGGAACGGCACCGUCGUCGAGUGGCACGGAGCAGAGUCAGCAAGAGCAGCAACAACAACAGUCACAGCAGAUCAUUGGCGGUAAAGGCGCCGUCAGCAAGGGUACAGGGACGCCGCAGAGUCCUGCCUCGAGGCCGGAUGAUCUCAGCGUGACACCCUGGUAUCUGGAGGAUUAUCCGACGACCGAUACCUCACCGGGACCGAUGGGCGAUCGGAGCUCGUAUCCCUCGUGCUCGUAUACCGAUGGUAGGGAUAGCAAACCGGAUCUGAACUCGACGAGGAAUAGCAGCAUCGACAGUGAAUUCCCGAGGCCGAUAGUAUCGAUACCGCGGAAGGCUUGUAUGGAUCUAAUGACUGCGAUGGCAUUGUUGGAUGAGACCUGCCCGAACGUGGAACCCAGUCCAUCUCUCACCCCGAGAACGCCCAGAACACCGCUGACACCGUAUGCGACGCGGAGCAAACGGGCCCGUUCUAAGAGCAGUGACAAUUCGUCGAAUUACAGCAACGAUCGGCUGAGUGAUCGCUCGUUCGAGGUCACCAAAGACAAGGAAAAGAAAAGGCCGUUCCUAAGGAAGAUAGGCAUUUCGAAAACUGAGGACCGACCAUUCCUGGCAAAGCUGACACCGAGGAUUCUUGGCAAGCCCUAUCUGGAAAAGAUCGGACCCAGCAAAGCCAUCGAGAGACCGUUCCUCGACAAGAUCGGCUCGUCCAAAACUUUAGACAAAUUCAUCUUCGACACGCCGCGUAACGAACGCAAAAACGAAUUUAGGACGAGGAUGAACGACGCGAUGAAGAAUCACGACGGAAUAAAAAAUAACAUCAGGCACGACAUCGAGCAGAUUGCCAUCAAAGAAGAUGCUGAAAACGCAAUCGAAACACCAGAGGUAACGCCUGUUACUUCCCGUUUAGAAGAAGUACAACACAAAUCUUUAAGUAUUGCAGAGACUCCACAAACGGCGACAACAACCUUCGAAAGAAGACGAUCGGGUAAAGAGUUCCUGCUGAAGAUGUACUCUUUCGAGACGGAAGAUCUAGAGUCCACUGUACCAUCGAAGGAACGAAACACGUUGCACAAUACGUCUUUAGACGAUGUGUUGGAUUCAGGGCCGAGCUCGUUGCCGACGGAUAACAGCGACGAGCGAACGGAGUCACGGCUAGAAUUGGAGAAGCGACCGACCAGCGUGACCGCCGAGUUAUUGAAGUGCCGAGUGACCACAAGCGAGGAGAUAAUAUCCUCCUCUACCACGUGUUUGAAUUCGCCGAGUGAAACUAACAGCUGGAACAACUCGCCGCAACGUGGAAGAGCGCAACGCAUGAAGAAGGAAUCAGCCACUAUGAUUCGCCGUAGAAUCUUUCAGGGUUCUCACGAGAUCAUUCGUAGCGACGACAGCACGCCAAACUCACCCACGAAGAGGCCUAUUUCGAGCGUCUCCCCUGAUCGUGAGAUCGAGUUGAGGAGUAGCACUCUGGAAAGAGGAACUCUUUCCCCGACGAAAACAAGGAAAUCGAUCAUUGAGGACAUCAGGACGGUCGAGAAUACGCGUAGGUCAAUCAAGUACAAUCAGUUUGAAAGACGAGGCAUCUCCUCGGACAAUCUCCUGGCGAAAGACGCUCUUUCAUUCGUCACUGCCGCUCGUACUAUGACCGAUAACAUCGGGAGAACACGGGAGAUCUCGUCAGAAGAUUCGCUGGCGACUCAUCGAGAGUACACAAGGGAGACAUUCAAACAAUUACAAGACAAAUUUAAGAUGCAGGAAAUACCUAUGGAGAGUUACGCGGCUUUUAAACGGCGCACUCAAGCCGCUCCGGGAGCAAUAAGUCGACAAGAAAGACUGAACCUUUUACCAGGGGACCUUGACGUAAUCAUAAAGAGCACACCUAAGAAGGAAAAUGUUGCAUCGACUGACACAAUUGUAAGCGAAACUGCCAUGAAUAAGCGAGAUCAGAGUCAAGAAGGUACGGUAAGGUCCAUUCUGAGAAAGCAGGAAGGAAUCGAUCAUCCCGAUCAGGAAUCAGACACAAACGCAUCCAUCAGACGACCGAAGAGGCGGAUCUUUCAUGAACCGUCGCAGGAGACUAUGGAUCUGCUGACGGAAUUGCGCAAGGUGAAAAGCCUGUUAAAGACCCCAUCCUGGGAAAAGGAUCUAGAUCUCGAUCAGAAACCAGUGCGGAUGCCGAAGCGUAUUUUGCUAACAGACAAAGAAUUUUGUCUCUCUGUAGAGCGGGAGAACAGCGUGCGACGUCCGUCGAGGAUGAUUAAUUCGCUGGAGACUACAGAAGAGGGUAAAAUUACAUCAAAUCGGGAAAAUAAAGAGAACAAGGAGAGCAAAACCGAAAAUCAGAAAUCCGGACCAGCUCUGUUUGAGAAGAAGUGUCUGUCAUUGGACUACGCCGACGAAGAGAAGCCUCAGAAGCCGGAAGUCAGAACGAUCUCUUUGGCCUCUACGAGGGAUUUGCCGUCCGAAACCGAGGAGACCGACGAUUAUCCCGACAUGACGUUUAUUUGCGACUCCAAGAGCUGCUCCUCGAGCGUCUUCAACUCUCCGUCCGAGGAGACGAAUAAGAAAGAUCUGGUCGACGAGCCAGUGGAAAAAGAACAACCGAAAAAGCCUAGUCAGAAUCAUUGCGCCGAGGUAGAUAUCGCCAUUCCCAUCGAUCAAAAGAUCAACAGUCCCAAAGGAGAUGUUCAAGGGCGGACUAGCGAUCUCUACGAGAUUAUAUCGCCCCGGUCGACGCCGUUCCGCGUUAAGAAGCGACUCGGCAAAAUCUCCGUCGAAGAGACCGUCAAGCCGGAGAAUUUCACCCUUGGUUCUAAGGUUGACUGCCGAUCGGUCGUUGCUCAGAAACGAACCAAGUGCUUCCCUUUAUAACGCACGUCGAUCUGCCCGUGGGCGAGAUUCUCUGUGGCACUGGGUCGUGUUCGUACCGUAAGAAGACAUGCAGAUAAAGUUGCAUUUCGCCUUAAUCCUUUCGAUACCGUGUUAAACACAAGCGCGUUGUGCCAAGUACGUCAUUUCUAAUAUCUUAUUUAAACAAAAAUAAAAAGAACCAAUUAUCGCGUAUUAAGGCUCUUAAUUAUUCGUUGUCUUUAUUUAAUAUUUGUUUUAAUAUCUCAAGAGCCCAACUCUGAUUAUUCCCUUUUUUAAAGAAAAAUAAUUUGA
This is a messenger RNA of Trachymyrmex cornetzi, 3333 nucleotides long. RefSeq lists its product as uncharacterized. The record is from RefSeq and is a predicted model, not a curated record. Lineage: Eukaryota; Metazoa; Arthropoda; Insecta; Hymenoptera; Formicidae. The coding region runs from base 1 to 3042 and encodes 1013 amino acids. The transcript is spliced from 2 exons.